AUGGCAACCACUAGAAUUGGAGUCUUCCCCGCCUCCGGCGGGCUUGGCAUGAGCAUUGUGCAUCACCUCACAAAGCUCGUGCCACCAUCUCAACUCAUUCUAAUUGCACGCCAUCCUGAAAAACUUGCAGAAUUGAACCAUUCUGGUGCAACCUUGAGAAGGGCGGACUACGAUGAUAAAUCUACACUGGAAAAUGCUUUUGACGGGGUGGAUACCCUGAUCCUCAUAUCAUAUGCAUCGUUUGAGAUUAAACAUCGCGUGGAGGUUCGUGAAUCAAAAAUGGGAGUUGAAUCAGAAGAGUCAACUAAUACCAUCAACCAGGUCCAUCGUCUUGCCAUUGACCUUGCGAUCAAAAAUGGCGUAAGGCAUAUAUUCUAUUCCUCUCUUGGCUUUGCCGGCGAUUUAGAAGACGACAGUGUUGCCCACGUUAUGGGUGCACAUCUCGAGACAGAAAGGUAUCUCUCUGAAUUGACCGAUAAAAUCACCUACACAUCUGUCCGUGAAGGAUUGUACUCUGAGUCAUUCCCCAUCUACACGGCCUGGUUUGAUCCACAGAACCCGGUAGAUGAGAUCACCAUCCCGCAUUCCGGUUCUGGACCAGGUGUGUCCUGGGUAAAGCGAGAUGAGCUAGGCGAAGCGACUGCCAAGCUGGUUGUAUCUUUCAUCAAAGGUCCGAUGAGCUUCCGCUACUUGAAUAAAAAGGUCUUGCUUUCCGGGCAAAGGGAAAUAUCUCUCUCGGAGACUGUGGAUAUUAUUGGUCGCGCUUUAGGAAUGGGCCUGAAAAUUCGAGAAAUAUCGGUGGAGGAAUAUGUAUCACUUCCACAGAUUGGUGAUAAACAUACAUACCAUGGGGUGGAUCUCUCACGAGAGUGGGCGACCGCCUGGCAGGCUAUAAAGAAUGGUGAAACUGCAGUAGUGUCACCGGCUCUCCGAGACAUUCUUGGAAGAGAGCCAGAGGCUUACGAGACAACGAUCAAAUCUUUGAUUGGAUGA
Messenger RNA from Penicillium macrosclerotiorum, 993 nucleotides. RefSeq lists its product as uncharacterized. NCBI's taxonomy places the organism in Eukaryota, Fungi, Ascomycota, Eurotiomycetes, Eurotiales, Aspergillaceae. The transcript has a single exon. The record is from RefSeq and is a predicted model, not a curated record. Bases 1 to 993 code for a protein of 330 amino acids.